AGAUUUGAAAACUGGUAUAUCGGAUUUGUAUUUUACUCUGUAAUUAAGACAUACUUAAUCAUUUAUCUCAGUGAAGGAUGACGCAAUCGUCACAAGACGAUAUCCAAAAAGAAAUAGAAAUGAAGGUGGACCAGGCCCUGUUCUCAAUUUUUGCGCGCGAUAAUGCGGUUUUAACAUCUCUCAAAGAAUCUAAUUCACAAAACGAUGUAUGGAAGGAGGAGGUGAUAAAAAACUUACUUCUCAGUGUCGUAAACGAGCAAGACAAUUUCAUCGCCUGUAUAAAUUUACUGGUUAAAGCAGCCCUUGAGAGAAGAAGAUGUGUCAGGUCAUCAGUGGUAUUCAGAUGUUUGGAAGCGGCAAUGCGAGACAAUCGUUCAUUAUCUCGACUUGGAGCACGUCAUGUAUGCGAAGCAAUUUUGAACUCAAAAUUAUUGACAGUUGACCGACCAAAAAUAUGGGUGGACGCUUUUAGUCUGAUUCGCCGUAUAAUCACCUUUGUUGACUAUAAGGGAGUUCGGGAUCUUUUAAAAUUUACUUUAAUAAGUAUUAGACUGCUGCCGACCGGGUCUAGUCUAUCACAUUCGCCUUGUAUCGAUGCAGUCUUUUGUUUGAUUGAAUAUAUUAUCAACAGAAAUAACUGUUUGUUACCUGGAUUUUUGGCUGUAAAUGAAAUAUCCUCGAGAUAUCAUAGUGAAGAAAAACCUUGGCCCCAUUGGCGACUUGGUCAGUUGUUAGCCGAUUACAUGCAAAGUUUCCGACCGGCUGCAAAAUUAUUAACAAUAUCAGGUCGUAAUUGUUUGAAACCCAUUGUCGGAAUUACCAAUCAGCAAUGCUAUGGAUGGAAAUUACACGCAACUGGGGCUCUAAAAUUAGUGUUGACAGGCCCAUUACCAUGGGAUAAAGAACUAAAUCAGACUCAAAAUGGCUUAGUCAGAUAUGUCUUAGAGCAGGCAGGGUGUAACGUGUAUAUAAUGAAUAUGCUCAAUUUAUCAGGGAGUAAGACAGGUUCAAAAUUAAUGAGGUGUAUAAAUUUGGAGAACGAAUUAGUCGAUAUGGCAAUGGAAGCACUUUUAAAAUAUACAAAUGUCAAAGAUAUCGAAAGAAUGAUGCAACGUAUAAGCUCUACCCUGGUAUUUCUAGUGAUGUACCAUUUCGUUAACUUUCCUGAUAUGAUAAAUAAUCUGCUUAGUCGACUUCAAAAAAUAAACGUAGACGAAAUGAGAACUGCAAUUAGAAGGGGUAGAAAUCAUCUUAUGUGGCUCCUACUACAAUUCUUAUCUGGAAGUAUAUCGAAACAUUCAGCAACUGACUUUUUACCCGUUUUGAAAGUGAUAGACGUUUGCUAUAAAGAUGACGAAGAAUUAGAAACACCUAGCAUCGAUGAUUCAACUUGCAUAAAAAAUUUUGCAGCAGUCUCCAUUUGGACACAUGUUAUGUUAAAAGCUGCAAGUGACAAAACGAAUAUUAAUCGUAAAAUACCGGCCGUUUUGUCGAGGCAGUAUAUAUUCUUAGAAGACUUGGCCAAACAACACAAAUUCCUGAAAGUCAGCUAUCGUUUAGUGUUAAUUGCCAACGCUUAUAGUACUCAAACUGAAAAUCUUACCCCUCUUCUUACCAUCUUCCUAGAAGAAAUAUCAGGAUCACAUGAAAUGAAAGUAAAAUUAGCUGGUGAUGUUGAAGUACCAAAAGCUAUUAAACCGUUGUCAAUUGAAAUGAUGGAUUCUUGGACGGUUCACACAAAAAUGAGCUUUAUUCAUAUGCUUGUUAAAAAUAGAAUACUUAAAGGAAAUCGGUUAUCACCUGCUUUGGUUGAAACUUACGCUCGACUCCUCAGUUACAAUGACAUUGAAUCUUUUGGAAUAAAAUCUUUUGUGCAGCAAGUGUUCCACCACUUUGUCAAUAAAGGAGCCUAUGAAACUCUUCAUAUCUUCGUCGAUCUAAUAUCUAAUCGACUUCAUUUUAUACAAGGACAUUACGUGGCCAGUUUAUUAAUUAGUCUUUUAAACUUGCUUAAUUCUGGCCUUCUUCACUCGCAAUUACAGACGUCAAUAGAAAGUGCGUGUCUGCGUUUAAUACUGAAGCUCAAUGAAAACUUUUUUCAUAAAAUUGAUCCCACCGAUAAUGAGGAAAUGAAUAGGGUUAUUAUUUCUAGUUUAGCAAGAACAGUACAUAUGAGCGGAGCUGAAGGAUCUUCAAACAAUCAGGAUUUUAUAAAACAAAUAUCAAAGAAAACUCCUCUCUACUGGUCAUCUCAAGCUUUAGAAUGUUUUCCACAUCCAAUUAGUGAUUUUUUACUCUCUAGUAAGCCCGCACCGAGCGAUAAUAUUCAGAAUCUUAUGCAUUUUGUCGAUGUGGAAUUGAAUCGAUGGAGAUCAGGACCAGGAGAUAUGAAAAACUGGAUUGAUGAGACGGCUCAACCCUACUUUUUAUGUGUUUUAUAUAGAUUAAUGAAGGAAACUGGAGGUUUAACACAACAGGCUAGAGAUAUGCUUGAACAUUUACGUCCUAAACUUUUAUCACAACACGUUCGAAAAUUAGCAGAUUAUAUAGUAUUGGAAUUUUCAAGUACAGGUCAUGUUCAACAGGUCAUUGAUGUUCUUAAUGAAAUGAUUUGGAAAAUUUAUGCUUUUCCUUUGGAAAAGCUUGUAUUAUGUUUAGCUCUUCGUCAUGUCGAUGGUGUCGAUCCUCAGGUGGCUUUUAACGUUUUAAAUCAUCUCUUAUUUAAACCUCCCGAAUUACGUAUCCGUAUCAACGAAUGGGUGAAAGAAACUCCAGCGUCUCAUUGGCUAGAUCACAUGGAAACCGCUCAUGAAAUUCACACAAAAUUCCAUGCAAAUUUCCCAGAAAAGUGGGUUGUCGGCAGUGCUAAUAAUCAAAACAGUUAUCUUCCUACGUAUUAUUCAUCCGUUUGUUCGAGAUUUAUACCGUAUUGUGAUAUUCUUAUUCAAAGGUGUAUUGAAGUUGAACAAGCUUCACAGUGCUUCUUCAAAAUUCUUGAACAUUUUGGUAAAAUUUACAAGCUUCAUGAUCACCCUAUCACAUUUUUAUAUAACACUCUUUUCUAUUACGAACGCCUAUUGAGACAUAGGUCGGAUAUGAAAAGGGUUUUGGUUGGAACCAUAAAUUCAGCACUUAGGGACGCAAGGCCCCAAGGCUGGGCAUUUACCAGUGAUUUUGAGAGGAAUAUUUUCAACACAAGUAACGGAUGGAAGCCAAAUACUUCGUAUUAUUCUGGAUUAAUUAAACGUUUAUCAGAUACAUUAGAAGGUAAACCUAUAUUUCCAGAGAUCGAUUGGAGAUUCAAUGAAAUUGUCAAUGUUAAGGCACAUUGUGUAUAUGUCACUUGCGUGGAGCUUAUGACUCUUCAAGAGCAACCAGCGGACAUUGGUAAUCACUUAAUAGAUAUUGCAAUCAAAUCUUUACAUAAUUCAAGAGAGGAAGCUAUGCAGCGUAUGAACGCUGUGGGUUUGGUUCUUAUGUCACUACCUGAACCAUUUUCUUCAGUGCUUAAUGAUCUAGUUGCCGAUACCUUAAGGACUUUACCUCCUGAAGUUGAUCUUACAGCCUUUGAUUUUUACGAGACAAUGCCAGUUGGAGGAGAUGCGAAGAGUUCCAGAGUUUUAGCCAUAGUGCAUUCGUGUUGGCAACACGGCUCUAUCGGUCAGCUUUCAUCCAUACCAUUCUUUAUACGUGAAAAGAUAAGACCACUUGUCAAAUAUGAACAUCAAUUUCUCUUCGUUUGUAAAUUGAUAGGUCCUUUCCUAUAUCGUCUAGCAGCAGAGAGAACGCGGUGCGUUCUUGAGCUUACUGUUGAAUUGUACGAAAUGCUAGAAAGAGUUGAUAGAUUUGCCGGUCAGAAUUUAGUUUAUAUGGACACAAUAAGUGACUUUUUCUACGAUAUCAAAUAUAUGUACGUCGGCGAUGGAGUAAAGAAUGAAGUGGAUAAAAUAAUCAAUAGAUUACGUAAUCCGUUAAAAACAAGACUGUCUUUCAUUUCCCACCAAGCUAGAGAACAGGACCCAAAUGAAUAAUAAAAAAUAUUCUCAUUCACUUCUAUUCUACCAGAGCAACUGUUUCAUUUCUUUAUUUUUUUCAGUUACCAUCAUGAAGUGUUUAGUUUCGUUUACGAGAAAAUAAAAUUUCACAAAUCUGUCUAAAACUCUGUUAUAUAUUUUGUUUUCAACGAAAAAAGCUAAAAGUUUUUACUGUAUAUUGUAUAUAUUUAUAUGUUUGUGUAUAUUUACAUAUUGAUAUAUUUACUUUUCGCAAACAUGAUUCAGGCCUAAUAUUGUAUCUGACAAAGGUAAUGCUGAUAAAAUAACAAUUUAUUAUAAGGAAAAAUCUAGCUAUUUAGAAUAGAUGCUCUAGAAAAAAGACCACUUAUCAAACAUUUAGUUCAAUAGGUAUUGGUGAUGUAAGAUUGCAAUUUGAUAUAGGUAAAUAAUCACGGAUAAAUAAUGGCUUUCUUAUCAGGACAGAUUAGGAAAAAAACUUAACUCCCUGUCAGCCUAAAAUACAAAGCAGAUAAGGUUCUAUUGACAAAAAGCUAUAUAGAUAAGAAAUGUUUUCUUGAUAUUUAUACAUUUGUAUAUUUAUAAAGAAUUUGGUAUUUAUAUAAUCAUAAUAAUAUGUUGUUAACAGUGUUUACUCUUUAAAAAAAUGUCACAACGUAUUGACAAAGAAUUUUCAAUACUGUAGCUGUAAUUAAAAAUAAUUUCAUAAAAUUUGAGGUCCAACGUUAGAAAAUGUAGUAAAUUGAAAUGGAUUAACUAUAUAUUAUAAAUAAAUUACCGUAAUAUAGACGUAAUGGCUAUACUACAUAAAAAAAGAUUCUAUUUUGGCUGAAUGAAAAGUACAAUUGUCAAAAAUAUGGCUAUAUUAGUUAUUAAUAGUAAAAGGAGCUAGGUAUAAAGUUCACAUCCUUUUUGUAUAUGAAAUUUAAUCUUUUCAGUUAAUCCUUGAAAUUCAGCUUUUAAUUGAAAGUACGUAUCGUUACAUAAUGUGUUUUUUGUCUUUAAUUCUUGAAUUUGUCUUUCCAAAUUCUCAAUCAUUUUAUGUUUUUUAUACCGACUUCUUCGAGCAGCUAUCCUAUUCCUUUCUCUCUUCCUUUCACGUUUUUCUUCAGAUUCAGGUAGUGCCGAUGACUGUCUUCGAUUCUUUAUUGCUGACUUUCGGGAACUAAUGUCACAAGUUUCCUUUGUUUGAAUAACACUAUUAAAAAAAUUCUUCAUUUCACUCUCUUCUAUACUAUCUCCUAUAACCUCAGAGAAAUCCAAAUCCGGAAGUGUUUCAUCUUCGGAUAGUACAAACCUUGGUUGAGCUAUUUCUACCGGAUUUAGAACUUGAUGAGCAAGCCCAAUAAUAUCAAGCAAAUCAGUAUUUUCUUGAAACUUUUCCAUCUCCUUAUCGACACUUAUCCACAAAAUUAGUUUAUCGAAGUGAUGGAGCCUCUUAUACUCAGAAUAUUUUAUAUAAAAGUCCAGGGGAAUUCCCAUAUGCA
Dimorphilus gyrociliatus is the source of this 5500-nucleotide messenger RNA. NCBI's taxonomy places the organism in Eukaryota, Metazoa, Annelida, Polychaeta, Dinophilidae. The record is from the annotation of a GenBank genome assembly.